Molecule: messenger RNA, 1656 nt
Organism: Paralichthys olivaceus (Japanese flounder)
Lineage: Eukaryota; Metazoa; Chordata; Actinopteri; Pleuronectiformes; Paralichthyidae
Gene: brf2
Product: BRF2 general transcription factor IIIB subunit
Biological process (GO): transcription preinitiation complex assembly; DNA-templated transcription initiation
Cellular component (GO): nucleus; transcription preinitiation complex
Molecular function (GO): TBP-class protein binding
Source: RefSeq, a predicted model, not a curated record
CGGAACGUUGUAUCUCGUCGGACACAUUUGGCUCUCCCCCUCCAGACCUGCAGCAGAGUUGACUUGUUGUUCAGUGAGUUCAGACUCUGCGUGUUUCUCUGGAGACUCCUGAGACUCAGUGAACACCAGUCACGUGUCUUCAUGUCUUCGUUAAACUCAGAGUUCUUUAUAAAGCGUUGAUUGAUCCUGACGAUGCCUCCGCCGGGUCUGCGCUGCCCGGGCUGCGGCUCCUCCAGCAUCAUCGACGAUGACCUGCACUGUCAGGCCCAGCUGGUGUGUGUGGACUGCGGGGCUGUGGUGGCCGAGGGGGCGCUGGUCAAUGAUGCGGUCGGAGGUGCAGAUGUCAACUACAGCCAAACCACAGCUGUGGCCAGAAAACCAUGUCCAAACCUUGUAUACGGUUUACAGCGUGUGAGAGCCAUAUGCCGGACUCUCAGGGUCAACCAUGAAAUCGAGAAUCUCUCACAGACAAACUACACGCAGGCUUAUCAGCAUGAACACUUCAUUCAUGUGAGCCUCCAGAAGAAGGAAGUUCUCGCUGGGUGCUGUGUGCUUGUAAGCUGCAGACUGCUUAACUGGCCCAUCGCCAUGGGAACCAUCAGCUGCCUGCUGGAUGCCGACCCAAUGGUAGUGGGAGCAAUUUAUAAAGAAAUGGUCCAGGCUCUCAACAUUACGGCUCCGAUAAUUAACAUCACGGAUGUAAUGGAAGCCCACAGUCAGGAGUAUAAAAUUAGUUCUCUUCACGCUCCUGAAGAAUUGGCCGCAGACCCUAAGCAGUUGAACAAGCGAGCAGUGGCUCUGGUGGAGCUGGCAGCCGAUACCUGGAUUGUCACUGGCCGUCAGCCCAUCCCCAUCAUGAUGUCGGCAAUCUAUUUGUCUUGGCAGUCACUGAAACCCACUAAACUGCGGCUGAAACUCCCUCUGGAAAAAUUCUGUAAGAUUGCAAAAGUCAAUAAGCACAAAGUUGCUUUGAAGAGAGUUGAUGAGAUGAAGGAGGUGCUGUGUAAGCUGGGCAAGGAACUCCCCUGGAUCAAGGAAGACGUGACUCCAGAGAAUGUGGUCAAACACGUGGAGGAUAUUCUGCAGUACAGGUACGCCCUGCUAAGGAGGGCUCUGAGAACCCAUGAGGAAACUCUGCAAGAGGAGUUUCAGACCAGCUGUGAGGACUCUCUAAAUGAGAAGAGCGCUCCAUCCAAAAUCCCAGAAAUUAAAAAUUCAUCCUCUGUGGAACGAUGCGAAGUAAAGACUGAUAGGUCCGAGCAACCAGGAUAUGGAGAUGAUGAUCCAUGCACGGUGCCUGAGCCGCACAGCAGUGCUCAGGGGAACCAAGAACCAAACUGGGGGAAGAGAAUGCUGUUUGCUCCCCCGUGUGUUGUUCACCCCAAGAAGAGGAGAGUGGAGCAGCCACAGCCCACAGAUGUAACUGGUGAUGAAGAAAUCUCAGACAGUGAAAUUAACUCAUACAUUCGCACGCCUCAAGAAGUGAGAGACUUCGCUCGAAUGCAGAUGUUGUCUGAAAAGAAGUAAUCGACCGUGUAUGGAGAGCAACGUUUUACUCAAUGGUUAUUUGUUAUACAAGUUAUGAUGCAGAUUUUAAUUCAGAAAAUGGAAGCAAAUGUUUCUCAUUUGGAUUUUGACAAUAAAAUGCUGCCGCAA